Molecule: messenger RNA, 1128 nt
Organism: Physella acuta
Lineage: Eukaryota; Metazoa; Mollusca; Gastropoda; Physidae
Product: secretory phospholipase A2 receptor
Source: RefSeq, a predicted model, not a curated record
AUGAGCAAAAGGAAAUUGGCAUCACCAGAAUAUACGCUGGUCUUCAUAAUGCUGUUUGUAGCAGUGAAAUCAUCGCCCUGGGGUGGGGCCAACAGGAGCGUGUACUCGUUGGUUGAGCCCAAGUGUACUGGACUCUGGACAAAAUGGCCCGGACACAGAAGCUGCUUCUUGUUUAGUGAGAUGAUAUUUCCAUGGCAACGUGCCCAGGCCAACUGCAAGAGCAAGGGCGGAACUCUCGUGAGCAUCACGUCCAAAGAUGAGCAAGUCUACAUAGAGGAUCACAUCAAAUUUUUGAACAGAAACUACUUCUGGUUGGGUGCCAGCAAGAAACUAACUAAACCUUUGUUGAAAUGGGAAGACGGUUCUAGCAUGAGCUACCAGAACUGGGGUGCACAAGAAUCUAGUCCGUCUAGUCCGUCUAGUCCGUCUAGUCAGGAGAGAGAGGGCUGUCUGGCCAUCGAGGUGUCCACCAUGACGUGGACGGUUCUCAACUGCUCCAUGCCUGUCUCACACAUCUGCAAGAAAAGUCUUGAUGCUUUUGCCCUGAAAAGAUCUAACGGAUCAGAUUUGAUUUUCUUGUCAACAGAGCAGGCCAUUACAAGUUCUCCCCAGAAAGUAAAUAACGCAGCUAUCCAAUCAGACGACAGGUCAUGUGAAGCAGGCUGGGUGGCGUACAACGACUUCUGCUACCUGGUGAAGAAGUUAACAGUCAACUGGUUCGAAUCCUACGCAGCCUGUUGGAUGAAACAGGCACUUCUGGCUGUCAUCGAAACAAGAGAAGAAAAUUUUUUCAUUCAGGAUAACAUUCCAAUAGGUCUAGGCCUUGAAGUCUGGAUUGGCCUCCUGUAUAACGCCAGCCAAAAGGUUUUUGAGAACGUGGAUGACAGUCCUGUGGCCUUCACCAACUGGAGGGUCAAUGAACCCAACAACUACAGCACCAACCCAGAGUCGUGUGUCUACAUGGACAGCUCGCUAGGGAAAUGGUACGACGGUGAUUGCGACUUAUCGAAAAAUGGCUUCGUGUGCAAAAAGCCGAAUGGAAUUUUAUCAGAGAAUCCAACUACUUCUGCAGACACAGAUAUAGACACAUCUCCACAUUGUAGCUCAGAUUCUGUUGACAAUGGCUAG